AUGGCUUCCGUUAACCGCCCCACGAACAACGCCAUCAAGGAGAAGGACAUCAACCAGAAACUCCAGCUCUACGGCAUCUAUCAAGCCUUUGCCAAUGGCAAAGUCCCCUCCAACAAGCAGAUUGACGUAGCGCUGAACAGUGCUCUUACCUCCAAGGCCCUCUCAUCACCAUCCUCAAAGCUCUCUGAGGAGGGUCGCAAACUUGUUGGAGAUCUGAAGGAGGUCAUUCAACAGGCCAAAUAUCUGUUGCUGUCCAAGAAUGAGGGAAACUUGCUUCAGGAGUUCAUCUGGGACACCCAACACCUCGACGCCAGCAAUGCCAACCUUCCCAAUGCCCCGACGGAUAAGGCUACCGCUCAACAGCACGGCGAUGAAGCUCUCGAAGGCCUCAAGACCCUUGGCAGACUCAUCCUCUCCAACGGCCAAUUCCGCAAACUUCUAAACGAUGCCACCAUCCUCCUGCGGGACAUGGCUGGUGACGCCGCGCAGAAUGUCGCAGGCAAGGUUAACCCUUCCGAAGAUCAGCUGAACCAAAUCGACCACCCUGCUGAAGACAACACCUGGCACGACGUUCCUGACCUGUCCAAGGAGAACCUAAAGAGCCAGGCACGUGACGCUUACAACCAGAACAAGCCUUUCAGCAGAGACGAAGCCAAAGACGCCGCUCAACAGGGCCUGGACACCGCUCAGCAACACCCCACUGAGGAUAACCAAGAAGCCGGACGCGUGGGGCUGCAGAAUGCGACAGGUACUUUGAAAGACCGAGCGCAGCAGAAUAUCCCCGACGAACGCCAGGAAGACGUAAGGAAGGCCAAGGAAGCCACAUCCCAACAUACCAAGAAUUACCUGAACAAGAAGGUUCCUCAAGAGCGUCGUGACCAAACUAUCUGGCGUCUUAAGAAGAUGGUGGUGGAAAUUCAAGGCCACUCUGACUAUCGCCAAGCUAUUGACACACUGCUCUCCCUUGCGGAGACCUAUGGUGGCCAUGCCACCGACUUGCAUUCGCAGUCCAAAGGGACUCUCAAAGGUGCUCAUGAAGAUGAUAGAUUGCAGAGUGCAGAGGCUAACUUGAAGACGCUGAUUGAACGUUUUGCCAACUACACAAGCACGGAUGACUUCUUCGACGCCUUGAAUCAAAUCUAUCGCGACGCCGACCGUGACCCAGAACUCAAGGAUUGGUUCAAAGCUGUCGACAGAUAUAUCCGCAAAUGUCUGCAGGAGCAAGGAUAUAUCCUUCAAGACGAAGCCAAUGACGAGUACAACCGUCUUCAAGACAAGGGCCGCUUCCUCCUUCGCGACCGUUACCGAAACCACACCGACCGCAUUCUCGACGAGAUCAAGUUCAUCGCGGAUCAAUUUGACCAGGACCCACAGAACAGAGCCUUCGGAGAUGCUCUUCAGAAGCUAUUCCUCGACCUCGGAAACGAUGAGAAUGGCAAGGCCACAUUCAAGCCUCACUUGAUCAAAGAUCUUACCGAGGUCAUUAUUCCUGAGAUCUUUGAAAACACUCGUUACAUUCCAAUCCCCAGAAUUGAAGUUUCCGAUCCCAUGAUCGAUGCUGUGGUUGAGAACCUCGUCAUCGAGAGUGACAACCUCUUCCCCAACGUCUUCGAGUUCGGUAGUGAUAAUUACUUCCGCAUGGGUCGCAAGGGAAUUUCCAAUAAGAGGGAGAACAAGGUCACAAUCGCGGGGUCUGGAAUUCAGAUGGACCUUCAGGAUGUUGCAUACUACAUCAAGAAGAAGCAAGGUUUCCCGUCCAUCACUGACAAGGGUGUCAUGGACAUCUUCCUUGGCGGCGAAGGCUUCAGUUUCAAGAUCGCUGCGCGAAAUGCGAACGCCAGAGACCGCAGCCACUUUGUCGCGGUUGACAAGGUUGACGUCACAAUCAAGAAUUUGAACGUUAAGAUCAAGCAAUCCAACCACAAAUUGUUGUUCAAGAUUGCCAAGCCAUUGUUGCUCAAGACCAUGAAACCUGUUAUCCAAAAGGUGUUGGAGAAACAGAUCAAGGAUGCCUUUAUGAAGGCUGAUGCUUUCGCGUACAAGGUUCACCAAGAUGUGGAAAGCGGCAAGCAGGCGGCUCUGGAGGAUCCUGAGAACGCUCCGAAUAUCUGGCAAUCAUACUGGAACUCUUACCAGAAGAUGUUGACAGAGAAGAAGGAGAAGGCCAAAGAGGCUACUUCCAAGACCAAUGUCAACUUGGCGAUGACCAAACAAGACUCCAUGUUCCAGCAUAUCAACCUGCCAGGUGGUGUUUCGACCAAAGCAACCGAGUACAAGGAACUGGCUGCUAAGGGCGACCGCUGGGAAUCUCCAAUCUUCAGCAUUGGCAGCGCGAAGGAAUCGUCUGACCUCCCCAAGUCGAAAUCUGUCACUCGCAAGCCUCACGACACUGCACCUGCGACUAUCCGUGGCGGCAAUCACCCCAACGAAGACAAUCUGUCUACCGUGACUGGCACCACUGCUACUAGCAACCCUGCGGGAACCACCGGCUUCAGCAACCAAGUUGAUCGAGCAUUCGACACCAACAAGGACAUUGCCAACCCAACCAACGGCAGCACCAACAAGACUUACUACGACGGCGUUACUUCCCAGUAA
Fonsecaea multimorphosa CBS 102226 is the source of this 2595-nucleotide messenger RNA. RefSeq lists its product as uncharacterized. The transcript is spliced from 3 exons. The coding region runs from base 1 to 2595 and encodes 864 amino acids. NCBI's taxonomy places the organism in Eukaryota, Fungi, Ascomycota, Eurotiomycetes, Chaetothyriales, Herpotrichiellaceae. The record is from RefSeq and is a predicted model, not a curated record.